GAUAAAGUUGUCAUACACGACACGAGCGACAACGACCCCGCCGCCGCCGAGCGAACGACCACGACCCGAGCGAACGAUCAGCCCCGCUCCUCUGUGAGCCCCGCAGCCCUGGGGCGCAUCGAACAUCUGCUGUCAAACAUGGCUGAAAGUGGGUCGGAUAGUAGCCCACCAAACGAGCCUUAUAAAGUGACACACUCCGGCCCUAGGGAAGUGACAAUUACAAAGACUGAAACGGGAUUCGGCUUCAACGUCCGCGGCCAAGUCAGUGAGGGUGGGCAGCUCCGGAGCAUCAAUGGAGAACUGUACGCGCCCCUUCAGCAUGUCAGCGCCGUCCUGGACGGGGGCGCUGCCGAGAGGGCUGGGGUGCGCAAAGGGGACCGCAUUUUGCAAGUCAAUGGAGAAAAUGUUGAAGGUGCCACCCACAAGCAGGUGGUGGAUUUAAUAAAGUCUGGAGGGGAUGUUCUUACCUUAACAGUAAUAUCAGUCACUGCCCAAGAGGCUGAGAGAUUAGAGCCAGCUGAAGAGGUAGCAGGUUACAAUUAUUUUGACUAUAGUGAGAAACGCUCAUUGCCUAUAUCUGUCCCAGACUACCACUACGUAGAGAAAAAUGGAGAUAAAUUUGUGGUUUUUAAUAUUUAUAUGGCUGGAAGACACUUGUGCUCAAGAAGGUAUAGAGAAUUUUCCAAUCUACACUUAGCCCUCAAAAAGGAGUUUAUUGGAUUUGCUUUUCCAAAGUUACCUGGAAAAUGGCCCUUCAAUUUAAGUGAACAGCAACUGGAUUCUCGGCGUAGAGGACUUGAACAGUACUUGGAAAAAGUAUGUGCCGUGAGAGUUAUUGCUGAAAGUGAUAUUGUUCAAGAGUUCUUGGCAGACACUGAUGACGAGUUGGGAAAUACAUCUCCUGUGGAUUUGAAAGUACAACUCCCUGACAAAAAUGUUGUUACUGUUUCAAUGCCUAAAAAUGCAACUGCUGAGGAUGUGUUUCAUGCUGUAAUGGAACGUAUUCAUUUGCAAAAAAGUUCAUCAAGAUACUUUUACUUAUUUGAAACUGUAGAAGACAUGUUUGAUCGCAAACUGUUGCCAACUGAAUAUCCUCACAAUUUAUACAUCCAAAACUUUACUACUGCCUCACCAACAUGCCUGUGUGUUAAAAAAUGGCUGUUUUCUCUGCCUCGAGAGCUUGCACUCUCAGCUGAUGACUAUGCCACAACAUUUAUCUUCUGGCAAGCAGUUGAGGAUGUCAACAGAGGUCAUGUGCGAGCUUUGGAUCGUCUUUAUCAGCUAAAAGCUCUACAGGAUUCCUCACGCAAAAAUGAGUAUUUGAGACUUGCAAGAGAAUUACCAGGUUAUGGAGAAAUUGUUUUCCCACAUUGCCCUUGUGAUUCCCGUAAGGAAGGCCAUGUAAUGGCAUCAGUGGGUACUGGCUCAUUUAAGCUUCAUGCUUGCCAAAAGGAUGGAGUCUUGGAGUCUCAGGUAGUAGAAUUUCUCUGGCCUGAUAUUAAGGAGUGGGAAGUCGAUGAGGAAACAAUGGCAUUCUGCUUUCAAUAUCAACGCCCAGAUAAGAAACCUCGAUGGGUGAAAAUUUUCACACCCUAUUACAUAUUCAUGUUGGAUUGCUUUGAUCGACUACUAGAAGAGAGUAAAUGGGCUGACACUGGAGAAUGAGACCCUACGUUCCAAUAUCUGUGAUAGUUCCUAGGUAUAGCUAAAUCCUAUCAUGUAGUAAGCUUUUUUUUCUUCUCCCUCCUCCCUCCACUCUGGCUUUAUUUCAUAUUAGUUUAUCAAGUUCCCACAUAUUUCACAGUGCAUCACGCCUUAGCUACUUGCCCUCUGAAAUGUUGUUGCUAUUGUUGUUAUUGUUGUGUUGGAGGCUGUGAAUUUUUGAAUAUUUGGAUCCUUCUGGAUAUUGUUAAGACGGACGUUGGUCUGUGAAGUUUCAAUUGUAUUUCAUCAGAGACCAUUUUAGAAGGAAAAGGUUGAAUAAGGGUUAACUUCAUUCUAAAUGUUAUAUUUUUUUUAGGGUUUCCUGAACUGAUCUGUUAAUGAUGUUUAUCAUAUAUUUGACUUAUGUUGGUAGUUCCAAUUUUUGGUUUUAACUUUACUUGUAGCUGGUUUUAAAAAAAUACUUCAUUGUCAGGAAUAUUUUAAAAAAAUCGAUAAAUUGUAAGAAGCAAAUGAGGAGAAGCAUAAAGGAAUAUUUCAGAUUCAGGCAGUAACAUAUUUCUGAAUGCUUAUUUGUUUCCUUUUUGUAUGUUUUGAUAUGCAAAUUAACUCAAAUAUUUGUUCACUUCUGAAUGAAUCUGACCAUGAGUGCUGAAAAUUCUGUGAGGUUUGUAAGAACUUAACAGUGAAACUGGUAACUCUUCUAUUAACACCUGUUGAGUGCUCUGAUAGUGGAAAUCCUCUUUCUUCUUGCAACUGUUUCCACCCCAUUGGUCCAUACUGUAUCGCAGUUCCAUGUGAAGUGAGAUGUAAAAGAGAAGUCACUCUGAGGGAGGGGUUUACAAAAUUUCUGUGCCAUCUUAAAAGAGUCCAGGCUGUGCUAGAAUUUAGCUUUGUUCAGCACAUCAGCAUAGCAUGGAAUUUUUCAUAUUCAUGCUUUUUUCAUUAACAUAUUUAUUUUUAUUCUCUGCUGUUCUACUUUUUAUUCAGUCUUGUAGAUGAGUUAUGGUCAAACGAAUCAUAACAAUGGCUUUAGAUAAUUUUUUGUUAGUAGAUAUUUAUUUUUAUCUCCUUUUAUCCCUGAAUAUUUUAGCCUUGUAGUCUUGUUUAGGAAAUUGUAUGAUUUUCAUUUAAUCAUUUUUUUUAGUAUAAGUAUGUUCAACUCCAGGCUUGAAAGUAUGCUCUGGUAGAAUCUGAUGCUAUCACUUUUACAUGGUUAUCCCUCAGUCGAAACCUUUUACCUGAAGCAUGAAGUGGGUCUCUAAGGCUUGGCUGAGGAGUGAGCAAGUUUGAGAGGCUAAUGGUGUUGCUUGCUUGCUUGCUAACAACUUGAUUUCCAUUUGGUGCUGAGGCAAGACAAGCCAGUCCAAUUCCAUUUAUAGGCAAUCAAUAAAUUAAUUUCUCCCAAGAAAGUAGAACUGAUCAAUCAGCAUUUUCAUUGAUAUUUAGCUUUAAUUUUUGUUUGUUAUUACAGUAUAUAAUCGAGACAGCAUCAUGACAGUGCUGUGUCAUUGAAACAGAAGUAUUCUAUCAACUCUGAGUACCACAUUCCUUCUCUGUGUUCCUUCUCUGAAAGUUAUAGAGUUUGUCCAACUUUUCAGAUUGCACGUUUAAUAGGCUGUUUUAGGCUUGAACUAUUAUGUGUGUGGUUAUUAACACAAUGCAGAGUCUAUGAUAUUAUUGUUCUAAAAUGUAGGUCUUUUACCUUGAUUUUUGUCUCACAGUCUUCUCCCUCUGCACUGCUUUUGAUAUAAAAAUGUAUGAAAUCUCUCAUCUAAUUCUCUAGAAUGUGGCAGAACCUAUGGUAAAGUCCCAUGGCUUCUUUUAUUUUAAAGCAAUUUUAAAAAUUAAUUUUGCUUUGAAGUAAUUGUAAUGGUGCACUUUUUCUUGUAUGCAUUAAUGGCAACUUCUCUUCACUAAGUGAAAUGUGAACCAUGUGAUAGUUAUUGGAAUAAUUAUUACAACCAUUAAAGUAUUGGGAACAUUGUUAUAGUU
Messenger RNA from Thrips palmi, 3657 nucleotides. RefSeq names its product sorting nexin-27 (gene Snx27). The transcript is spliced from 9 exons. Gene Ontology annotation, cellular component: early endosome. Gene Ontology annotation, biological process: signal transduction; intracellular protein transport. Bases 139 to 1665 code for a protein of 508 amino acids. Lineage: Eukaryota; Metazoa; Arthropoda; Insecta; Thysanoptera; Thripidae. The record is from RefSeq and is a predicted model, not a curated record. Gene Ontology annotation, molecular function: protein binding; phosphatidylinositol-3-phosphate binding.